Bursaphelenchus xylophilus (pine wood nematode) is the source of this 2597-nucleotide messenger RNA. Lineage: Eukaryota; Metazoa; Nematoda; Chromadorea; Rhabditida; Aphelenchoididae. The record is from the annotation of a GenBank genome assembly.
AUGGAAAAUAACGUAAGGUGUAAAAAGUUCCUUAUUCUGGCCACGACCGUUGCGGCAGAGCUCUCCCCCCUUUCUGAACUUUCCGUCAAUCUGAACUCUCCCCCUUUUUGAACACUCCCCCUUGAAUGAACCUUUCCCCCUUUCUGAACACUCCCCCUCAUUUUGAAAAUUGAAAAUAUGAGGUGUGGCAUGUUAUACGAUGAAAUUUUUUUUCAAAUUGAAAAGAAUAAGGUGUGACAUCUUUUUUUUUUAUUUUUUUCUCAAUUUGAAAAAAAUUUUCAUCGUAUAACAUGUCACACCUCGUUUUUUUAAUUUGAAAAAUGGGGGAGUGUUCAAAAAAGGGGAGAGUUGAAAAAGGGGGAGAGUUCACAUUGAGGAAAAGUUCAGAAAAGGGGGAGUUCAGGCUCAACCGGCCACGACAAAAAUGCUCUGCGAACUGCGCCCAAGCUUGGGAACUAAAGUUAAGAAAAAAGACUUCGACCUAGCUCUCAAUGAAUUCCUAUGAUAGCUCUAUUGUGUUAAGCGUGCCUAGGAAGGCUAUAACGACUCAUUUAGUCCUACACGGAGGCAAUAAGUCAGUUCCGGAAGGUUUCAUCGUAUAAAGUGUAAAAUCGCAGGCUGCAGCCGUCUUUGAAGGGUAAGGUGGUACGUAUAGGCUUCGUUGUACAGAUUUUUACUUGUUUUUAUUUAGAAAAUUUGGUAAAAGUUCCUUAUUUUGGCCACAACUUAUAACUUUGCGGAAACUGGUCGGAAUUAGCCCAAAUUUAGCGUGCACGCGCAAUUCAUCGUUGUCAAUGCCCGGACAGUAGAUUUAGUUAGCGAGGUACUUUCUUUUUUACGUACCACCUUACCCUUCAAAAACGGCUGCAGCCUGUGAUUUUACACUUUAUACGGUGAAACAUGUCCGGAACUAACCUUAUUGCCUCCGUAUGGAACUAAAUGAGUCGUCACAGCCUUCGUAGGUACCCUUAAAACUAUAGAGCUAUUAUAGUAAUUCAGUUACAGCUAGGUCGAAGCGUUUUUUUCCUAACUUUUGUGCCCACGUUUGGGCGCAGUUCGCGGGGUACCUUUGUCGUGGCCAGAAUAAGGAACUUUUUCCAAAAUUUUUGAAACAAAAAAUUAUUACAGUUAUUUUUAGCACUACAGCAAAUCACACGCAGCUCAGAAAAAAUAUUUGUUAUAGGAAGGUUGUCGCAUUAAAAAUCGAAAUGCCGUCGGGAAAAUGAAUUGUAAUUUUUUUUUAUUUUUUUUUUAUUUAGGAAUUUGGGAAGUACGAAUGGAUUGGAAAAACCAGGAAACUGCCGCAAAAAGCCAAGGAGGUAAGAUUAUUACAUUAAUCUCUGUCCAUAAAAAGACUGUAAAUAACAUUCUUUUUGGGGAAAAAACAGUGUUAAAAGUAGAUUUUUCAUUUUGAAAAAAAUUUUUUUUUUCUAAAAAAAUAAGAAUUUUCAAAAAAAAAUUUUUUUUUUCAAAAAAUCAAAUUUCAGAUGUACGUCAAACUCUACAUGAAGGAGCUGAGUACGAACAGGUUCUACAGCUACAAGAAGCGCAAUUCAACGGAAUUCGAGCUGGCCUCUGUUGAAGAGGCCAUUCAGAUCUAUAUGAAUGCCAAAGAAGUCCCCGCGGUCUACCAACUCGUCUGUUUGAAAGUCAUUGUUGUGAGUUUUACAGAGAUUUUUGGUUUGAUUUUUUAAAGGAAAAACAAAAAAAAAAAGAUUUUUGGGAAAAAAUAAAAAAAUUAUCAAUUUUUUUGGAAAAAGUUCCUUAUUAUGGCCACAACAAAGGUACUCCGCGAACUGCGCCCAAGCUUGGGCACUAAAGUUAGGAAAAAACGCUUCGACUUAGCUGGCACUGAAUUACUAUAAUAGCUCUAUAGUUUUAAGGGUUUCUACGAAGACUAUGACGACUCAUUUAGUUCCAUACGGAGGCAAUAAGUUUAGUUCCGGACAUGUUUCAUCGUAUAAAGUGUAAAAUCACAGGCUGCAGCCGUUUUUGAAGGGUAAGGUGGUACGUAAAAAAGAAGGUACCUCUCUAACUAAAUCCACUGUCCGGGCGUUGACAACGAUGAAUUGAGCGUGCACGCUAAAUUUGGGCUAAUUCCGACCAGUUUCCGCAAAGUUAUAAGUUGCGGCCAAAAUAAGGAACUUUUACCUUUUUUUCUAUUUUUUUGGUUGAAAAUUGAAAAAAUUUAAAAAUUUUCUUGAAAGAUAUUUUCAGGAUUUUUUCAAACAUACCUUUUUACCGACUUCUUGCCGGAAAAAGCAAAAAAGAGCAAAAAAUUAAUUGGCAUUUCAACUAUUCAAAACGGAUACUUUUUGAUACUUUUGCUGAAUUUUUUUGCCUAAUUUUUUUUUUUUAUUUUUUGCUUUUUCAGUUCCCGAAACGAGAGCAGCACAACAAAAAGACGAAAGUGGUGUUCAUUGCGGAGGAGGUGAGCACCCAAACCUAUGAUUUCCUCGACCGUUCCGAUAUUACUAGUUGUGAAAUCCCUGAACGUAGGUGGUCAAAAAAUUUAAGAUAGUUAUAAAUGUUUUUAACUUUUUUUUUUUUAAAAAAAAUAAAUAUUUUUAGCCAAGGGACCUUACAUGCAGUAUUGA